Messenger RNA from Thamnophis sirtalis, 642 nucleotides. The record is from RefSeq and is a predicted model, not a curated record. Lineage: Eukaryota; Metazoa; Chordata; Lepidosauria; Squamata; Natricidae.
AUGUUUGAUAACACGCAGUACCCUUAUAACUGCUUUAAUUAUGAUGGAGAUGAUUACCCAGCCUGCACUUCCGACGAAGAAAAAAGAUUCACCAGACCGGCUUACAGCUACAUAGCUUUAAUCGCCAUGGCCAUUCAGCAGAGUCCUUCCAACAAGGUGACCCUUUCUGGCAUCUACGAUUUCAUUAUGAAGAAGUUCCCUUACUAUCGAACCAAUCAACGAGCAUGGCAGAACUCCAUUCGUCACAACCUGUCUCUCAACAGCUGUUUUGUCAAGGGUUUACGGAUCAGCGGGUUUCCAUUAAGGAAGAUGCGAGGCACGGCGGUGCACCCGUCGCGGGCAAACGUUGCAGGCCCAGCGCAGCUGUUGACUCGAAAAGCCAACGUAAAUAAGCGUGAAGAGUUUUUAGGUAGUUCCCCCAAAUUUCGCCCGAUGAAAUCUGCCAGCGACGAAACGCUUAGCCAAGAGACCAACGUUGGGAAGAGAAUGCCCGCGAAAUCUUGGCCCACCCACACGAUGGCGGUAGAAUUCAAGCUUUCCGAGCAAAAAGGAUGCUUCUGGAAGGCCCAGACCUCCUUGCAAAAGGAAGAGAUCUCACAGCCAUCCACCGGCAGGGUCAAAGAAAUGUUGGACUUGGCGUGA